Molecule: messenger RNA, 315 nt
Organism: Melospiza melodia melodia
Lineage: Eukaryota; Metazoa; Chordata; Aves; Passeriformes; Passerellidae
Product: feather beta keratin-like
Exons: 1
Coding region: 1-315 (104 amino acids)
Cellular component (GO): intermediate filament
Molecular function (GO): structural constituent of cytoskeleton
Source: RefSeq, a predicted model, not a curated record
AUGGCCUGCUACAACCGCUGCAGUCCCUGCGGACCCACCCCGCUGGCCAACAGCUGCAACGAGCCCUGUGCCCUGCAAUGCCAGGAUUCCCGCGUCAUCAUCGACCCUUCCCCUGUGCUGGUCACCCUGCCAGGACCCAUCAUGACCUCCUUCCCCCAGAGCACCGCCGUCGGAUCCACCUCCUCUGCUGCUCUGGGCACUGAGCUCAAUGCCCAGGGACAGCCCAUCUCUGGCGGAUUUGGUGGCUUUGGCCUUGGCUACGGCCUGGGAGGCCUGGGCUGCUAUGGCAGAAGGGGCUAUGGCAACAUCUGCUAA